AUGAGGCGCUUUCGCAUGUGCUUGCCCUUCCUGUUUGAGAGAAACGACCACUCCCCGGAGCGCUCUGACACAAGACUUCGUGGCAUGGCAGCGCCACAGGACGGAGUGAGUUGUUGGAGCUGUGGGCAGGUGGCUCAGUGGCUUCAGGAUGAAGGGUUUGGAAACUAUGUGGAGCUGCUCUGCAGUCAGCAUCGGCUGGAUGGCCCCAGUCUGCUGACCCUCACAGAGGCUGACCUGCGCUGCCCUCCUCUUGGCCUCACUGUGUUGGGAGAUAUCAAGAGACUGGCCUUAGCCCUUCACCGGCUGCAGAGGGGGACUGGAGCAGUGAAGCUUCAGAUGUUCGAUAUGAUGGAAGAAAUCUUUUGUAUAAUGGGAGUGAGCUCCGGCAGAGGAUCACAGACCGGGCCAGACCUAAUUCAGGAGACUCACUGUGCCACAUUCACUCUAAUGGAAGAUAUGAGGACAUACCCACCUCUGCCUGACAUAUUUCUCGACAGCGUUCCCAGAAUCCCCUGGGCUUUUGCUAUGGCAGAGGCUUGUGGACUCCUCCUCUGCUACAUGUUCGCUUUGAUCCUUUUACUUCACAAGCACAGGUCUAUACUCCUGAGACGACUGUGCUCCCUGAUGGGAACUGUGUUCCUGCUUCGCUGCUGCACCAUGUUUGUCACGUCGUUGUCUGUGCCAGGGCAGCAUCUGAAGUGUGCCAGUAAGACCUUUGAUGAUGCUUGGGGCAAGAUACAGAGGGGCUUGACGAUCUGGACUGGUUUUGGAAUGACUCUGACAGGGGUGCAAACCUGUGGGGACUACAUGUUCAGUGGACACACCGUAGUCAUCACACUACUCAACUUCUUUGUCACCGAAUACACUCCUCGAACCUGGAAUCUCAUUCACACCAUUUCUUGGGUGUUGAACCUAUUUGGCAUUUUCUUCAUCCUGGCGGCUCAUGAGCACUAUUCUAUUGAUGUAUUUAUAGCCUUCUACAUCACUACUCGCCUCUUCCUCUACUACCACACCUUGGCAAACACGAGGGCCUUCCAGCACAGCCGAAGAGCACGCAUUUGGUUCCCCAUGUUUUCAUUCUUUGAGUGCAACACGGUCGUGAAGAGGCGCAUCUGUCAGACCAACAGAGCGCAGUCACACCUCAGCCUGGCAUCCAACCACUCUCCCAUUCCAAAAGAUAUUUCCAACGCGGUGCGAUGGGCACUCGUGUCCUUAAACAGCAGCGCCUCUCCUCAAUCCCUCCCAUGGGGCCAACCCAGCCACCCAACACCACAGCUACAGGAGGAGUGGCCAAAGAAUGACACUCGCCUCCUGGCUAACCUCUCUCUCCUGGGCCAACAUGAUGACUGUCAUAUGUCCCCCAUCCUCACUGCCUUGCUCCUGGUGUGGUACUGCGUCACUUUGGUGCUGGGGCUGGUGGGGAACAUUGUGCCGUUUAUCCAGUGUGUAUCCGUGACUGUGUCUGUGCUGUCCCUCGUCUUCAUCGCUUUAGAAAGACAUCAGCUCAUUAUUAACCCCUCUGGAUGGAAGCCCAGUAUUUCCCAGGCCUACAUAGCAGUCAUUCUCAUCUGGAUUCUGGCCUGCAGCACAUCUUCCCCUUUUUUGGCCUUCCAGCUACUCAGUAAAGAACCCUACACUAAUGUACCCAUCCCAAAAUCCUCACUGAGUCGACUUGCAGAUUUACAACGUAAAGACAUGCUGGACAGAGUGAGGGCCCCUGAAAACCAGAGGGUCACACAUAGUCGUAGAAUUAACAUAAUGCUGGUUGCCGUCAUCACGGCCUUUGCUCUGUGCUGGCUGCCACUCACCAUCUUCAAUGUGCUCUCAGACUGGAAACAAGAGGCGCUCCCUGUGUGUCAUCACAACCUGUUGUUCUCUCUCUGCCAUCUGCUGGCCAUGUCCUCCACUUGCAUCAACCCCAUCAUUUACGGCUUCCUCAACUCCAACUUCAAGCAGGAGGUGAGAGAUGUGAUCUUGCGGUGCCGCUGGAGACCUGUGGAGGAGUCCGAGCAUUACCCCAUAUCAACAGUGCAGAUAGAAAUGUCCCGUACCUCUGUGCCUCAGAACUGCAGGAGCAACUCAAUGUAA
Molecule: messenger RNA, 2088 nt
Organism: Knipowitschia caucasica
Lineage: Eukaryota; Metazoa; Chordata; Actinopteri; Gobiiformes; Gobiidae
Source: the annotation of a GenBank genome assembly